This is a messenger RNA of Drosophila sulfurigaster albostrigata, 1836 nucleotides long. Its product is annotated as glycoprotein endo-alpha-1,2-mannosidase. The transcript is spliced from 3 exons. The record is from RefSeq and is a predicted model, not a curated record. Gene Ontology annotation, cellular component: Golgi apparatus. The annotation marks the transcript as partial. NCBI's taxonomy places the organism in Eukaryota, Metazoa, Arthropoda, Insecta, Diptera, Drosophilidae. Gene Ontology annotation, molecular function: alpha-mannosidase activity.
AUUUUAACGAAAACAAAAUGCUGCUCAAAAAAAUAUGUGAAAACGCGACGCAAGGUCAAGAUACUGUUGCUGGUGACCAUUGUGGCUCUCAUCGUAAUUACCUGCAUCAUUUUGCUGGGUUCCUCGUCGGCGACAAGUGGCUCGAGUGUGGAGCGUUUGCUGGACGAACGCUUCAUAGCACGUGCCUAUCAACCGCAAUCGGAGGAGCAACAACAACAGCAGCCGCGGGAUGUGGCGGCAGCAUUGCUGCAACCACAACGUGAACAUGGUGUCAUAGUGCCGGAGAAAUACGAUGAGCAAAAGAUCAAGACACGCAUUAUGCAGAAUCGCCUGCAGCAGCUGAAGCAACAACAGCAACGCGACGCUGAAGCAGAACAGGCGCGCACAACGUUGGAUGCAUUGGCGACAGCUGUGCACAUUUUCUACACAGCUCCCGUGCCGUGGUACAAGUCCAAGAAGCCACCAUUGCCAGCGCCCGAGCAUCCCAAUGAGGUGGCACUGCCGUUGACCACGCCGAAGCCCGUGAAGAUUCUAAACACCGCCUUCUACCCAGCGCUAGGGCUGUAUAAGCCAAGUGCCAAGCUUCUGGGCCAGCACUUUGAAAACAUACGCAGCUGUGGCAUUGGAGUGCUCAUCCUGAGCUAUAGCAAGCCGACAGAUCCAGCGCUGCUGCAUCAAAUCAUUGAGCUGGCGCCGCAGCACAAUCUGAGCGUCACCUUUGAGCUGAGCGUGGCUGGGAAUCGAACCGUGGAGUAUUUGCGUCAACAGCUGCAGGAUAUAGCCACAUAUGCGGAGUUGCCUGGGUUCUAUCGCGUGUGGAGCCAAUCUCGGGCCGCAUUGAUGCCUGUGCUCUAUGUCAGCAAUGCCUACAAGCUGAGCGAGAGUUUGGGUCGUCAGAUGUGUCACGUUACAGCGCUGUCGAAGCCGCCGGGAAAAGAGGAUGCAGGUGGACUGCGGAGUGUGCUGGAUGCUUUCUUCAUAGGACACAUCAGACUUAAAAGCCAUGCGGAUGUGCUGCGACGUCUAUGCUUCGAUGGCUUCUACAGCAAGCUGCCCAGCAAUGGAGCCGUUUUUGCCAGCACCUGGAAGAAUUGGUCAUAUCUCAAGUCGUAUGCACUGUCCUACAAGAUGCUGUUUGUGCCGACAGUUGGUCCCGGCUUUGCGGAGCGUAAUAAAUUUCCGCGGCACGGCGACAUACAACGACAUCGCAGCAACGGACGCUACUAUGGCGUAGCCUGGCGCACAGCAAUACUCAAUCAUGUGGGCUUCAUCAGCAUUGCCAGCUAUAAUAAUUGGCCCGACGGCAGUCAGAUUGAGGAGGUGGUGCCACGUGCUGGUUUCCUCGAUUAUAAUCCGGGAUCGAAGACCAAGUAUUUGGAUUUAACCGCACAUUGGGUGGGCAACUUCUUAAAGACACGUCAGGAGGCAGCUGGAGUUGCUCAAAACUGUUAUGAGCUGCUCAACAAUACAAUAUGUUGAGGGGAUGAGUGAAUUGAUCUGAUCGGGGGGAAUUCAUAUCGACGAGAAUCAAACUGUUGCCUUACCCCGAGGAUGUGGGCAAAGUGUGUGCGUUUACUUUAAAAGCAAAUCGAAAAUUGCAUGCCACGAAAUUACUUUCUUAAAAACUGUUAAAUAAGUCCAGUCUUCUCAUACUCAUAAUCUGCCUAUAUAGCAAACAAUACAAUUAUCUAUGUAUCUGCCAAACAAAAACAAAACAAAACAAAAAACCUAUGUAAAGUGCAAGCAAUAUAUACUCUUAGGUAGUGUUAACACUAGUAUACUAAAAAAAAAACAACAAAACUAAAUGCAAUUAACUUUUUCUUAACUAGGGCUUCA